This is a messenger RNA of Entamoeba invadens IP1, 1203 nucleotides long. Its product is annotated as serine-threonine protein kinase, putative. The transcript has a single exon. The record is from RefSeq and is a predicted model, not a curated record. Gene Ontology annotation, biological process: protein phosphorylation. Gene Ontology annotation, molecular function: ATP binding; protein kinase activity. NCBI's taxonomy places the organism in Eukaryota, Evosea, Mastigamoebida, Endamoebidae. Bases 1 to 1203 code for a protein of 400 amino acids.
AUGCCACACAAUGAUGAUAUUCCGCUUACUCUGAGCAAACACAUGAUUAAUUUUGACAAACCCGACUUAAUAGCUCCAAUAUUCACCGAAUUACACGACGAGAUAUAUGUGUAUAAUCCAACGGAUAUCGAAUAUGCUUUUCUUAUUGUGUUUCCAACGAAUCAAUGUAUAGGCGAAGCUAACCCCACACGGGCAGUCUUAUGUCCGAAGGGUGGUAUAACUCUCCAACUUUCCAUUAAAUUCAUAUGUGGCUCUCAUGAUUUCAGCCCCGUGUUAUUUCAUUGCAGUGAAGGUGAUGGCGUUGAUAAAGACCAUCCGAUGUAUACCACCAAACUCAACUUCUGUGUUAUUACAGAAGCUCCAUUGAUCUAUGAUAUCGCAACAAUAGAGCCUGUCGACCAUCUUAAGAACACCCUUUCCUCUGUUGUAUAUUCUGCUGCAAUCCACACUCGAAUGUUUAUAGUCAAACACUUCAAAAUCGAUUGGAAUGAGGACGCACGAGAGUUGCUUGCCAAAGCGGCAAUCACUCUUUCGGAAGAGAAGUGUGACGAGUUAGUUAAAGUCCUUGGAGUUGUUGUGUCUCCUGGGAAUGAGAGUUUUCUGAUUGAAUACGGACAGUAUGGUAACAUCUCAACGUGUUAUGGGAGAAAGAAACUUGAUGUGUGGUGGAUGAAACAAGCAUUUUUAGAUGUGUUAAAAGGAUUGGAAUACUUACACACAAACGCGCGAGUGCACGGAGAUAUCAAGCCACAGAACAUUAUCGUCUUUAGUAUGGAGGGAAAUGGGGUGUUGUGCAAACUGAGUGAUUACUGGAACAUUCGCGAGAUCACAGGAAUAGCUUCGGACGUCAUUAGUGACAAAGAAAUGAUCAACAUCGCUAUUUUUAAGGCACCCGAAGUUCUGAAAGGAAACGACCCAACACAGAAGAGCGAUAUUUACUCGAUGGGAAUGUGCCUCCUUGAAGUCUUCCAACAGCACGAAAUAUAUAAAGAUAAGCCUUUUGCAAACGGGUGGGACGCAGCAGUUAAGGUCGCAAAAGGAAAGAGACCAAACUUCGACGAGGGGUUCAACAAAAACGUGGAACAAAUAGUCAGGAUGUGUUGGAAGCAGGACGAAGACGAAAGACCAGAUGUGGGGAAAGUCAUCGAGUUAGUCAAAGAAAUCGAAGUCCCUUCAAAUGAAGAUUUUGAUACUGAUGACUAG